UUUUUUAUUAAAAGAGGGUGAAUGUGCAAUUUUGAAAUUUAUAAUUUUUUUUGUGAACGCCCUGUAUAAUGCGAGUUUGAUAUCCCAAGUGCAUCGCAGGAGGUGCGAUAAUUUUCCAACGAAAAAUUAUAGAGGAAUUACCUGCGAAAAGUAUGUCAGACAAGUUAUUUUCCAUUUUACAUGGUACAUUAAAGGAAAUCCUUAUCUGAGAUUAACAAAUUAUUUAUUUAUGUGCAUACUGUACAUAAUAGUUUGCUGCUGGGUUGUACAAUUUCACAGAUAUAAAUAAAAAAAGACGCGCACAUAGUGUUCAGUGCUUUACUCGAAAACCACCUUGACAAGAGGGGGGGCGUCAUCCAAAUUCGACAGAAUUUUUGUUUUGUAAACCGCCGCUAAGCGGUCGAAGGUCGUUUCUAGUUAACUGUAAUUUUGAUCAUAAAAAUCGUACAUAAAUAAGAUAUCGUCCAGUAUUUUAGCAAUGAUAACAAAUUAAUUCGGUCAAAAUGGAUCUUGCUCUAAUCACCGUUGCUUUCGUUCUCUCGCUGGGAACAUCCUCCUUCGCUUACAAUUACACUUUUCCGGAAGGAUUCUUGUUUGGGACAGCCACAUCUGCCUAUCAAGUGGAAGGAGCCUGGAUUGAAGGUGGAAAAGGAGAAAAUAUAUGGGAUAGAUUAACACAUGAAAGACCUGAUUUAAUAUUGGAUCAAAGUAACGGUGAUGUGGCAUGUGAUUCCUACCAUAAGUAUAAAGAAGAUGUGGCGAUGUGUGUGGAAUUGGGUGUACAAUUUUACAGAUUUUCGAUUAGUUGGCCUAGAAUUUAUCCACACGGCUUUUCGUACAACUUAAACAAAGAAGGCCUUCUUUAUUACAGUAAACUAGUUGACGAAUUACUUGCCAACGGCAUAAUCCCUGUGGCAACAAUUUAUCAUUGGGAUAUUCCGCAGGCCCUUCAAGAUUUAGGUGGCUGGACUAAUCCGUUAGUUGUUAACCAUUUUGUUGAAUAUGCAAGGGUACUGUUCGAUAAUUUGGGCGAUCGUAUAAAAUACUGGAUAACAAUCAACGAACCCUCCCAAAUUUGUCAGGAAGGAUACGGAAACAUGGACAAGGCACCUGCUCUUAAUCUAUCAGGCAUUGCCGACUACUUAUGUGGACAUAAUUUAUUGAAAGCUCAUGCAGCGGUUUACCAUCUUUACAACGACACGUACAGAGAAAGUCAAAAUGGCACAGUUGGCUUUACCAUAAAUGGUGUUUGGUAUGAAGGUAAUUCAACUUACGAUGACGAUGCUGCAGAGAGGAUGAUGCAAAUGUAUUUUGGUUGGUGGGCCCAUCCAAUAUUUUCUAGUCAGGGCGACUAUCCCCCAGUGAUGAAAACUUUCGUAGCAAGGAAAAGUGCAGCCCAGGGUUAUAGAAGAUCACGGCUACCGGAAUUUACUCCGGAAGAAAUAGAAUAUAUUAAGGGCACAGCGGACUUUAUGGGACUUAACUUUUAUACUGCAAGAAAGGCAAAAGGCGCCGAAUAUGACGGUUUAGAGGUGUCUUAUAGUAAUGAUCAUCAGGUAGAAUCAUGGAUUGAUAGAGACUGGCCAAUGACUAUAGCUCCUUGGUUCGGGAUUAACCCACUGGGUUUCCGAAAGCAUUUGAACUGGAUUAAGGAAAGAUAUAACUCUCCUGAUAUUUACAUUACUGAAAAUGGUUAUCCAGAUGCGGGCGAAAUAGAUGACUUUGAUAGAAUCGAUUACUAUAGGGAACAUUUAAAAGCAAUGCUGGAUGCCAUUUACGAAGAUAAUGUAAAUGUUAGAGGUUAUACAGCCUGGAGUCUUAUGGACAACUUUGAAUGGAUGUUUGGAUAUGCGCAUCGAUUUGGAUUGUAUUACGUCGAUCUUACUGAUCCUCAGCGACCAAGAACCCCCAAAAGAUCUGCACUCUAUUAUAAAGAGAUCGUCCGUACCAGACAACUCACCUAUGAAAAAUUGAAAUAGCUUUCAUUAACGAAGUAUUUAUAUCCGCUAAGUAUUGAAGUUAUUUAUUGUUAUAAGAUAAACAUAGUAUAAUAAAUAAAAAUAAAGCACUUUUUUAAAAAUUACA
Messenger RNA from Agrilus planipennis (emerald ash borer), 2085 nucleotides. RefSeq names its product myrosinase 1. The transcript has 8 exons. The record is from RefSeq and is a predicted model, not a curated record. Gene Ontology annotation, biological process: carbohydrate metabolic process. Gene Ontology annotation, molecular function: beta-glucosidase activity. The coding region runs from base 504 to 1979 and encodes 491 amino acids. NCBI's taxonomy places the organism in Eukaryota, Metazoa, Arthropoda, Insecta, Coleoptera, Buprestidae.